UACAAGUAUGAUCGCGCGCACGUGCGGGCGCGUACUGAAGCGACCUGAAACAUACCGCUCGCUCGCCGGGUCGCUCGCACGCUGGAUUAUAUUGUUUGUUGUGAUAUAUACGGUGCAUGCGACAGCCAUCGUAUUCGUAAUACUAGUAACCUUUGGAAUUUGUCAAGUACAUGCAGUACGAUGCUUUUCCCCGGUUGUCUUUUGUUGUGAUUACACUCAAAACAUGUAUUCCGUACUCGUCCGUAUCCUCUCAAUUCGAGAUGGCAAGUCGAUCUAAAAACCCUUUACCUGUUAAAUACAAAUCUAAACGGAUUUGUGAGGAGAAAUUCGACUGCGACGGCUCGAAUGCGAGUUAUGAGUGCCUGAAUUGUGGGACAAGGCAGUGUGAACAUUGCGAACAACUUCUCCACAAACCAGAAAGACUAAAAUUUGCAAGUCAUUUCAGACGAAAAAUUGAGCAACUCCCUUGCGCUGUCGAAUGUGCUCUUUGCCCGUAUAAACCUGCAGAAUUUUCCUGCUUGGAGUGUAGAACUGUAAUCUGUAGAGAUUGCAAUAAGGAGUAUCAUCGGGGGAAGUUAACUGGACAUCGCCGCACUCCUCUACCAAAACAAAAACAGGACAAAGAGGUUUGCAAUACAACAACGCAACAUAGCCCAACCAGCGAAAUGAAUCCCUCGAAAUCUUCGCCAGAGAACUGUCUACCUAUUUCUCCAUUUCUCGAUUCUUUGAGUGAGCCAACGCCAUGUGAAAUUAAGGAAAGACAAACUACAAUCCUAACGGGGGAUAUUUCAUCCUCUUCUGCGGGGCUUAACCUAAUCGACGAGCUAACCCUCGAUUCCGACUUUCAUAGUUUGACAAUGACGGACAUGAAUACGAAAACUUCGCUAUCUUCUCCAGAUGAUAACGACAUAGAAAGGGAUGAAUUCCUUUCUUUGGAAAGUGUGAGCAGUAGCCCAAGUGGACCAAAAUCUUUGGAAUUUCUCUCGGGUCACUUUGAGGGCUUAGAGAGACCCUCUGUUGCGCAAUCGAGUGCGAUAGCCAUACCCAAGUCACCUGAGAGCAAUGUUAAUAGAAGCGCAGGUACAGGUGGCAUGACGGUGACGCAUAGAACAACACGGACUCACAACAAACCCGGAAGUGGGAGGACUGUCAACAAACCUGGAGCGGUGCUGGGUGAUCUACCAAAUCAUGGGCAGAAAAUAAUGACAUCAGGGAAUUCCCCAGUAACUCAUGGGAUUCAGUCCAAAACAGAGGACAAUUAUCAAGAUAAUAAACUCUUGGAUCAAACUGCAUCUCCCAGACACUCUGAGUUCUUCAGGUCGAAUUCUGGAUCAGGAGAGUGGACCCCUCCUCAACCGUUGUCACAUAGCUUGGAGAGCUCUGGAGGGAGGAGGAGAAUGGAAGCUAUUGUUAAACCUGUAGGGAGUGUGAAAGCUGUACCAUCAUCAUCUCCAAGAGAGAAACGGGUAGAGAGCCAAAAGAAGAAGACUGCAUCACCAGCACCAAUGAAGGGGCCUGCAGACUUUGAAGCUGUGGAAGAUGAAAUUGAUCUUGUUGAUCCUGAUCAUGCAAAGGGCUUUCUGCUUGUUGAUGAUUCUGAGACACUUCAGGUGAACUCUGCCGAGGCAUUGGUGGCGAAGUUAAAAUGCGCGUUGAAGACUCCUGUCAAAGUAGUCUCCAUCUUCGGAAACACAGGGGAUGGCAAAUCACACACCCUCAACCACACCUUCUUUGGAGGACAGGAGGUAUUCCACACCUCACCUACCCAGGAAUCCUGCACCAUCGGUGUGUGGACAGCCUACGACGAAAGAACCAACAUCAUCGUUGUGGACACGGAGGGCCUGCUCGGAGUCUCUACUAAUGAGAACAAGCGCACGAGGCUCCUGCUGAAGGUGAUAGCCAUCUCGGACGUAGUCAUCUAUCGCUCAAGAGCCGAUCGGUUGCAUCGGGAUCUGUUCCAGUUCCUUGGGGAUGCGUCAAAGGCUUACCUGAAGCACUUUACCCCGGAGCUAAAAGUAACAUUGGAAAAGUGUAACAUCAAAGGACCAGUGUCUACGCUUGGGCCAGCAGUUAUUGUGUUCCAUGAGACCACCCAUACCCUUCCUCUAGGCGCAGUUCAGCCACAGAGGAGCAGUGGAGGGCACAAGUCAGCAGAUACCCUCCUUCAAGAGCGCUUCAAGGAACAUGGAUGCCACAUGGAUGCCUUCAGCUGUCUGCAGUACAUCGGUAUCCAGACCAUCGAGCCUCCGACCAACUUCAAGACACUGAAAGAGGCCAUCCUGACUCAUGUCUACAACAGCACUGUUCGAUCUCCGAGGUCUCCCCAAGUUGUGUAUCUUGCAUUGAAGGGACUGAAUGACAAGUUCAGUGGUACAAUCGACAGAGAUGUUCCAUCUCCCUUCCCUGAUGAGUAUUUCACCUGUUCCACCCGCUGUCUCUCAUGCAAUUCUCGCUGUACCAACACCAUGAACCACAGCCAGGAUAACAUCAUACAUGAGAACACAUCGCGUUGUAAAUACCAGCAUCAAUUUGACAACAGGGUCUACAUCUGUAAAAGUUGCUAUCAGGGUGGCCAAGAGGUAAUGGUAGUGCCAAAAAUGUGUUCAGCUACAGACAACUCAUGGAUGGGCAUGAUCAAAUAUGCUGUCUCUGGGUUUGUGUUGGAGUGUCCACACUGUGGUGUCAUCUAUCGGAGUCGUCAGUAUUGGUAUGGCAACCAGGAACCAGAGAUGGAUGCAGUGAGAACAGAGAUACGCCAUGUUUGGCCAGGGGGUAGCACGGUAUUGCAAGGAACACACAACGCAGGGCGACGUCUGCUGGAUGGAAUACACCAGGUGGUCGAUGUGGUCAGCAGUGUGAGUUCCAAACCUACAACUAUAAUGUCACAAUGGAUGAUGGACCAGAUCGCACCACCCUACUGGAGACCAAAUGCAGAGAUCACUGCCUGCCUUCAAUGCUCCAAGAAGUUUGACGAGACUGAUAAGCUGCAUCACUGCCGGGAUUGUGGGGAGGGGUUCUGUGACGAGUGCUCACAGCACAAGCUACCGGUACCAGAGAGAGGAUGGGGACCCAAGCCUGUCAGAGUGUGCGAUGGAUGCUAUGGAAAAAAGACAUCAGAUGUUGGUGGUGGGAAGAUGCUGACAGAAGAUAUCCAAGCUGAGUUAGAGAAUGCCAUGAAUGAUGAGCCUCAGCCAGUCAUAGCUAGAAAGGUUGGAGAAGUCCUUCAGACAACAUUAGGUGUCCUAGGAACUGCAGUCAAUUACCCUGCAGGCAUGCUAAUAGAGGCUGCCAGGCCAGCCUAUUGGAUCCCUGAUAGUGAGAUCACCCACUGCAUUGCCUGCAAGGAGGAGUUCAACCCUAAGCUCAAGAUACACCACUGCAGGGGCUGCGGACAGGGUGUGUGUGCGGAAUGCUCCUCCAACAGAAGACCAGUGCCCUCUAGAGGCUGGGACAUGCCAGUCAGGGUGUGUAGUCUGUGCAAUGCCAAGGAAGGACAACUCUGAAUUGCCAGUUGAUGACGAAUGGGAAAGGCAGUGGUGGUGGGGUUCCACAGUGCUUCUGUAUCACACAGCCUUGAUCCUCUCCUUACCAAGUGCGGUAGGGGCGACAUGGUGUUUUGACCGUUUACUUAGAAUCAACUCAUCAAAGACAUAGUAUUGGUUAUAUCAUUCAGUAUUCAUGGCAAGGAGUUUGGAAGGUGGAGAGGAUGGGUCACUACAUAAGUGUCCCCAGGAUAGGCACUUAUGGAACACUAAAAACUAUGUGGCAUUUUUUAGAGUAUCUAUUAAUACACAUGAUGCAUGUGUAACACAAUUGUGGGAUGCUCCUCAUUCAUCUCAUUUGGGUUAGAAAAUGUUGGUCAUUAUCACUUGGUAGUGUUUAAAUGAAGUUAACUAGACUGCUUGGUGUGAAAUCAGUUUGCUCGCUAGUUCAUCACAAUUAUAACAAGUGAUGUAGCCAACGCAUGAUAUCUAUCAACUCCAGUGGAAGGCUUACAGGAGUCAGGAUCAUAAACUUGUUCAGAUAUUGUUUUGUUCUCAACAUGUACAACUAUAUAUGUACAUUUCAGCACUUGUCUUCAAUAUUCAAGUGUCAGGCAGUUUAAAAGGCUAUCAAUGGCAAUGCAACAUUGAAAAGGGGACAUGUGAAUACAAAAUUCAGCUUUUCAAAAUAAUAAAAACAUUUCCUUGUUCCGAUGACAACAAUUCAAUUCUCAUUUAUGUGCAAUAUGCUGUAGAUAUAAUGGACGAUUGGACAUGUCUAAAUUAAAGAUGAACACUCAUUUACAAAUCUUGCCAUUAAUUUGUGUACAGUGAAAGUUGUUAUACACUCUAUCCCAAUGGUAUGGAUAGUUGGAUGCUGUAGAGAGAAUUUGAAAUCUUUGCUAAGAAUCAGUGAUCUGUAUCAAUCUUAACAAAUGUUCAACACAACUGUAAAGUCACAUUAUACUUUUUGUACAUAACACAAUGUUUGGCAUUUCAUCGAGAUAAUUAUGCGUUGAUGUGGGUUUCACGUCCAAUAUUCCGAUACCCGUAUUUGAUGACACUUUGCAAGUGAACGUAAAUAUUAUGCAUCAUAUAUAUGCGCUAUAUAAAUAUCCAUAUUAUUAUUAUUAUUAUUAUCAUAUAUAAUGUAUAUGAUAUAUAGACAUGUUAUGACUGCACACAUAGCCUACCUGUGUUUGAGCGUUAGUGGAACAUGUGGUCUCAAAACUUUGGGGUGUUGGAACAUUAGGGCUGCGUGAGCAUACAUGUACAUUUAAGGGUGUAACGUCACCCCCUGAAAAUACAUAGCUAAAUACAUAUAUAUGCAAACAAAAUUAUCUUGUAAACCAUAUAUUUUCAAUACUGCAUAAGGUAUUUUGCUGUAAUUGUACAUACUAAAAUGCUGUUUAUUUCUCACAUACAUCUCACUUACAGUAAGUCAGUUUAUGUAUGUCACAUUAUUUGCAUACACUAGUGCAAAUAUCAAAGAAAUAUGAAGAUAUUUGAUGGCAAAACAACAUACAUUGGCACCAUGACUAGCAGACAAUUCAUUUCUAUAUAUGGUUCGUAGGCCCUUUUUUUCAUGGUUUUAUAUAAAAUAUUAGCAUUCCUUUUUGUUCACUAUUUUACUUCAAGUUCAAGAUUAGUCGAGUUUGUAUCUUCCUUAUUUUCCAUUGUAAAUUAUCAUUUAAUGAAUUAUAAUGUAUACAUUAUUUCCCAUUUUGGGCAUUGUAAUUGUAUUAAUAUUUUUUGACAUUUCCGAAAUGCUAUCUGUCCUACCCCUGAUAAUGAAAUAUAGAUCGAUGUUAUGCAAUGUUAAUGAAGUGUACAAAUAUAUUGUAUUAAACAAUUUUUUACAGAUGCGAUUUGUCCUUUCCCACUUAAACAAAAAUAGAUGUUUAAUCGGCAAUAGCACCAUUAUAAUUAAGUGACAUGAUGGAAUUUCUCAUUUUCAAAUCAUAUUUGACCUAAUCCAUGAAGGAGUUGUUAUCAACUUUUGUAGCCCCAUACCUAUAAAGUAAAUUCUAUUUGGAGAGUCAAGGUAACGAGAGUAGAAUGCCCCACAAGUUUACAAUAUUAUUCCAACUGUGGUUUGUGAAUCAUAUUAAAAGCCUAUUGAAUGAAUUUCUAUUGUGAUUGCAAUACUUUUUAAUGGCUUUAUUAUGGUAUUGUUUACAGAGGCAAACAUUAAAAUAACAAUCACAGACAGUUAAGCUCCUUUUUUUUUUUUAAGGGGGGGGGGGGGUGUACACGAAAAUCGCUGUACUAAAUGUUUAGUUGUUACUUCAGAUGCAUUUGGGUUCAUAACAGUGAGAUGAGCUCUUUAAACACCAGUAUUUAUCAGUGGACUCCACACACGUAAUAGCAAAAACAUAUGCCCACAUGAACAAAUCACACCAGUACUAAUUUCUAAUUUUCUUGCAAAAAUACUUUUAUUGCAAAUUCUUGUUUAUUUGGCAGUGUACAUGUGUAAAAUCAUCAGCUAAACAAAUGUAGUUCCAUAUAUAUAACAUUGAUGUAUAUAUCUUUGAUAAUGACAUAAUGGAUUGCUGAGAUCUAAUUAUAUUAUUACUAAAUGUCUGCUCUGUAUGGCAUCUAGAGAGAUUAAAAAGAGCCCUAAUAUCGCUA
Strongylocentrotus purpuratus (purple sea urchin) is the source of this 6113-nucleotide messenger RNA. RefSeq names its product zinc finger FYVE domain-containing protein 1 (gene zfyve1). The record is from RefSeq and is a predicted model, not a curated record. Gene Ontology annotation, molecular function: zinc ion binding; GTPase activity; GTP binding. The coding region runs from base 171 to 3503 and encodes 1110 amino acids. The transcript has 10 exons. NCBI's taxonomy places the organism in Eukaryota, Metazoa, Echinodermata, Echinoidea, Camarodonta, Strongylocentrotidae.